ACUUUAACAUCACUUCCCAUCGACUACCUCCCACCCCUCCGACUCCUCACCACCAGCUUCAGACGCUGUCGAAAACCAUCUCGCUCUUACGAUCCGUGAAUCGCGCGAGCUAAUUCCAUCUCUUCCAGCUAUCAUUUGACCACCUCAAGUCCUCUCCCCACCGCUACAUAAUUCACAAUGGAGGAAGAAGUUGCUGCCCUCGUCAUUGACAAUGGUUCGGGUAUGUGCAAGGCCGGUUUCGCCGGUGACGAUGCGCCCCGUGCUGUCUUCCCUUCCAUUGUCGGUCGCCCCCGUCACCAUGGUAUCAUGAUUGGUAUGGGCCAGAAGGACUCCUACGUCGGUGAUGAGGCACAGUCCAAGCGUGGUAUCCUUACCCUCCGCUACCCCAUCGAGCACGGUGUCGUCACCAACUGGGACGACAUGGAGAAGAUUUGGCACCACACCUUCUACAACGAGCUCCGUGUCGCUCCCGAGGAGCACCCCGUCCUGCUGACGGAGGCCCCCAUCAACCCCAAGUCCAACCGUGAGAAGAUGACCCAGAUCGUCUUCGAGACCUUCAACGCCCCCGCCUUCUACGUCUCCAUCCAGGCCGUCCUGUCCCUGUACGCCUCCGGUCGUACCACUGGUAUCGUGCUUGACUCUGGUGACGGUGUCACCCACGUUGUCCCCAUCUACGAGGGUUUCGCCCUGCCCCACGCCAUUGCCCGUGUCGACAUGGCUGGUCGCGACUUGACCGACUACCUCAUGAAGAUCCUGGCUGAGCGUGGCUACACCUUCUCCACCACUGCCGAGCGUGAAAUCGUUCGUGACAUCAAGGAGAAGCUCUGCUACGUUGCCCUCGACUUCGAGCAGGAGAUCCAGACCGCCCCCCAGAGCUCCAGCCUGGAGAAGUCUUACGAGCUUCCUG
This is a messenger RNA of Verticillium dahliae VdLs.17, 907 nucleotides long. Its product is annotated as actin. The record is from RefSeq and is a predicted model, not a curated record. The annotation marks the transcript as partial. Lineage: Eukaryota; Fungi; Ascomycota; Sordariomycetes; Glomerellales; Plectosphaerellaceae. The transcript has 4 exons.